This is a messenger RNA of Phalaenopsis equestris, 1763 nucleotides long. RefSeq names its product serine carboxypeptidase-like 16. The record is from RefSeq and is a predicted model, not a curated record. Gene Ontology annotation, biological process: proteolysis; secondary metabolic process. The transcript has 14 exons. Gene Ontology annotation, molecular function: acyltransferase activity, transferring groups other than amino-acyl groups; serine-type carboxypeptidase activity. Lineage: Eukaryota; Viridiplantae; Streptophyta; Magnoliopsida; Asparagales; Orchidaceae. The coding region runs from base 69 to 1463 and encodes 464 amino acids.
UAUAAAUGAAGGGAAAUAUCCCUGGACAAGUUGCUUGCUAGAGUUUCUUAAUUCCCCCUCUUCAAAAGAUGAAAUUCUUCUUCUUCGUUUUCUUCUUCGUCCUUCUCUUCUUGCAACAAUGGCUGCAUUGUCUCUCUGCUGUUAAUUAUGUCACUCAUCUUCCGGGCUUUCAAGGCGAACUUCCCUUCCAUUUAGAGACUGGGUAUGUGUCUAUAGAUGACGACAGCGGAGCGGAGUUGUUCUAUUACUUUGUGCGGUCGGAUUCGAAACCCGAGGAGGACCCUCUCAUCCUAUGGCUAUCUGGCGGGCCGGGCUGCUCGGGUUUUGUGGGUUUGGCUCUGGAGAUGGGACCUCUUCAUUUUAAGGUUGAUACUUUUGAUGGCAACAUUCCAACCUUAGUUGUCAAUCCUUAUUCUUGGACAAAGAUUGCUAAUAUGAUCUUCUUGGAUUGGCCUGUUGGUACUGGAUUCUCCUACUCCAUGACUGAUAAAGACUAUAUUACAGAGGAUAUUCAGGCUAAAGAAAAUAUCCUCAAAUUUCUCAGAAAGUGGUUCUUGAGACAUCCAAAUUUCAUGUUGAAUCCUUUCUACAUGGGUGGUGACUCUUAUGGUGGGAAGAUGGCUACACUUGUUUCUCAUGACAUUGUUGAAGAAAAUGAGCAGGGUCAAAAGCCAUUAAUCAAUAUUAAGGGUUAUCUGAUUGGCAACACUAUAACAGGCGAAAAAAUAGAUAUAAAUUCACAAGUACCUCAUGCAUACGGAUUAGGAAUUAUUUCUGAAGAACUCUAUGAGCUUAUUCAGAAGAACUGUGUGGGUGAGGAUUAUGAUCAGCCUCAGGGUGCAGUUUGUAAAACACAUCUCCAAGCCUUUAAUGCGUUUCUUUCAAAAAUUAAUGUUUUUGGUAUAUUGGAACCCUUAUGUUCUAAUGGAUUUCCGGGGGGGAUGUUACGCCUUCACAGAUCACUGGAAGAGAACUCACCAGAUUUCGUCUCUCAAUCUUCACCUGAUAAUAAUUGUAUAACUUCAGAUCUUCUUGCUAAUUACUGGGCAAACAAUCAACUUGUAAGAAAUGUCCUACAGAUUAAGGAGGGAACUGUGGGAAGAUGGUAUGGAUGCAAUCUCAAUGUAUCUAUAUAUAAUUACAGUCGUCUCAGCAUACCUAGCUCAUUGCCAUAUCACAGGAGUCUAACAACAAGAGGCUACAGAGCUCUGGUGUACAGUGGAGAUCACGAUUUGCAAGUAUCAUUUGUUGGUACAUUGGAGUGGAUAAAAUCACUGCGCUACAUAGUUUUAGAUCCAUGGAGAUCAUGGCAUGCAGUUGGCCAAGUGGCAGGAUAUACGAUUUUAUUCGGCAAUAAUUUGACUUUUGCAACUGUCAAGGGUGGAAAUCAUUUAGCACCAGCAAACAGACCUCUGCAAAGCUUUGUCAUGUUUGAGAGGUGGAUUUCUCAACAAAUUCUAUGAAUCCAUUGGAUUUCAGAACAAUAGAGAAUAAUAUAAUUGAAGCCUGCAUUUGUAAUAAUUUCCCAUGUGUGUGUAGAAAAUGUUAUGUGUGGUGGACCGCACAUUCGGAACACGGUCCAGAUGCAGUCGCGCUAAGAUGUAUUGCAUUGCAACCCAUCCGGAUUGUCGUUCAGAAGUACGGUCCUCGCACAUAAUAUUUGCCCUUGUGUGUGCAUGCGGAUGCGAAAUUGAAUUAUCUAAUUCUCACGCAUUUGAAAUAUGUUAGAAACUUUUGGAUAUUAAAAGAAAGAGCAGAUGAUC